AUGGCUGCCCUCUCCACCGCACGCACCCAGUCCUGGUUGUCGGAUGACGGCAAGGGAGCCCCCCAUGACAGUGAUACACUCGAGAAAGGCGCACAGGCCGCAGCCACCCCGGUUUGGAGACGGGUUCUGGGCGGGAUGCAUGAAGGCCAUGAGACGAAACGUGCGAUGAAGAGUCGCCAUUUGACCAUGAUCGCUAUUGGGGGCACGAUAGGCACCGGCAUCUUCCUCAGUGCAGGAUCGGCUAUCUCCCUCGCCGGUCCAGGCAGCUCCCUCCUAUCCUACUUCGCCGUUGGCGUCUUCUGCUACGGCGUAGUCAUCUCACUUGGUGAGAUGGCCGCAUACAUCCCUGUUACUGGUUCUUUCGCGUCGUUUGGAUCGCGGUUCUUCUCUCCGGCACUCGGCUUCACUCUAGGAUGGAACUACUGGCUCCAGUGUGAACUAACUGCUGCAGCAGUCAUCCUACAGUAUUGGGACUCCCGUCUGACGGCUUGGCAGUACGCCUUGAUCCUCAUCGUGCCUAUCUUCAUCAUACAGCUGAUUCAUGUUCGAGUCUACGGAGAGUCAGAAUACUGGUUCGCUAUGAUCAAAGUCGUUAUGAUCGUCUUUUUCAUCUGCGUGGGCCUUAUCUACGAUUGGGGCGGAGUGCGCGGGCACCCGGGUCCGGGCCUCACAAACUUCCGCGAUGGACAAGCGUUUGUUGGGGGCUUCAGUGCUUUCGCGCAGACAUUCGUGUAUGCGUUCUACUCGUAUGGUGGAGUCGAGCUGGUCUCCAUUGCGGCGGGCGAGAGCGCGAGCCCACACAAGGCCGUUCCUCGUGCGGUUAAGGCGACCUUCUUCCGCAUCAUCAUCUUCUACGUCCUCACGAUGUUAACGAUUGGCCUUUGCAUCAACUACCAAGACGAGACCCUGCUCUCAGCGGCGUACGAUUCUAAUGUCGCCGCGUCUCCUAUCACCGUCGUCUUCCAGCGCGCUGGCUUUGGGGCGGCCGCACACGUCGUUAACGCGGUGCUGCUCACUGCGGUGCUCUCCGCUACCAACUCCUGCUUCUAUGCCAGCUCGCGGAUGCUGCUCGCGCUUGCACGAGCGGGUCAGGCCCCUCGCAUCUUCGGCUGGGUCAAUUCCCGAGGCGUUCCCGUCCCGUCGCUCAUGCUUUCCCUCGCCGUCUCUUGCAUCACGUUCCUCACCACGAUCUGGGGCGAAGGCGUCAUCUUCACCUGGCUCAUCAACCUCACGGGAAUUUCAUCCCUGCUUGUGUGGGGCACGAUCGGCGCAAUCUCCCUCCGCUUCCGCGCGGCGUGGCGCGCACAAGGCCGCGAUCUCGAGGAUCUCCCUUACCGCCAGCCGCUCUUCCCCGUGCUCCCCAUCAUCACGCUUGUCCUUGCGAUCGCGAUGUUCGUUGCGCAGGGUUACGCGUCCGCGGUGGAAACUCCGUUCGACGCCAAGGCACGCCUCCUCGCUUUCAAUGUCAUUGCGGUGUACAUUGGAGUGGCGGCGUACGUCCUGUGCUACAUCGGUUACACGCUCUACGAGUGGGUGUGGUUGGGCAAGCGUUCGCACAUGGUGCCCCUCAAGGAGGUCGACCUUGACACCGACGCGGUGUGGGGUCCUGGAGGUGGUGUGCGCAUGCGCGAACAGGAGGCGGUGGAACGUGCCACGCGCGACAAGGCGGACAUCGCGGACGGGCGCCGGAUGCGUGUGUGGGUGCGCCAGGUGGGGCGGUACGCUGCAUGA
Molecule: messenger RNA, 1731 nt
Organism: Epithele typhae
Lineage: Eukaryota; Fungi; Basidiomycota; Agaricomycetes; Polyporales; Epitheliaceae
Product: amino acid permease-domain-containing protein
Exons: 12
Coding region: 1-1731 (576 amino acids)
Biological process (GO): amino acid transmembrane transport
Cellular component (GO): membrane
Molecular function (GO): amino acid transmembrane transporter activity
Source: RefSeq, a predicted model, not a curated record